Molecule: messenger RNA, 1401 nt
Organism: Pseudopodoces humilis (Tibetan ground-tit)
Lineage: Eukaryota; Metazoa; Chordata; Aves; Passeriformes; Paridae
Gene: TYW5
Product: tRNA-yW synthesizing protein 5
Biological process (GO): wybutosine biosynthetic process
Molecular function (GO): tRNA binding
Source: RefSeq, a predicted model, not a curated record
AACUAAAACAUAGUAAGUUCCAGCUCAGCUUGAGAAAGAACUACUUUACGUUGAGGGUGGCCGAGCACUGGAACAGGCUGCCCAGAAAGUCACGGAGUCUCCCUCUCUGGAGACAAUCAAACUCCACCUGGACGUUUUCCUGUGGCACCUGCUCCAGCUGACCCUGAUGUGGCAGGGGUUGGACUCGAUGGUCUCCAGAGAUCCCUUCCAGACCUGACAAUUCCGUGAUCCGCGAGCUCCAGGACGUUUCCCAGAAGGGGAGGCAGGAACGCUUCUGCGCGGACUUUUCUUUCCGGGGGAAGCGGCGGGGCGGACGCGGCGGAUGCGGCCAUGGAGCGGCGGGAGCGGCCGGCGGUGCCCGUGGAGCGGCUGGAGCGGGUGACGCGGGAGCGCUUCCUGCGGGACAUCUACCCGCGGAGAAAGCCAGUAGUGCUGACAGGACUGGAACUGGGCACUUGCACCACCAAAUGGACAAUAGAUUACCUGAGCCAAGCUGAAGGACCCAAAGAAGUAAAAAUUCAUGUUUCUGCAGUGCCACAGAUGGAUUUCCUCCGUAAGAACUUUGUGUAUAGAACUCUGCCUUUUGAUGUAUUUGUGCGAAGAGCAGCUGAAGUCAAGCACAAGGAGUACUUUCUUACUGAGGAUGAAAAGUACUAUUUGCGAUCAGUGGGUGAAGAUGUUAGGAAGGAUAUUGCAGAUAUCAGGAAGCAGUUUCCUGUUUUAGCAGAAGACGUUCAUAUUCCAGAGUAUUUUGAGAAGGAACAGUUUUUCUCUAGUGUCUUCCGCAUCAGCUCAGCUGGAUUACAGUUAUGGACACAUUAUGAUGUAAUGGACAACUUCUUAAUCCAAGUCACAGGGAAAAAACAAGUUGUUUUGUACAGUCCUCGAGAUGCACCAUAUUUAUAUUUAUCAGGUACUAAAUCAGAGGUGCUGGAUGUGGAUAACCCAGACUUGGAGAAAUAUCCUCUUUUUGUGAAAGCCAAACGCUAUCAAUGUGUUUUGGAAGCAGGAGAUGUGUUAUUUAUUCCAGCUUUGUGGUUCCAUAAUGUAAUUUCUGAGGAAUUUGGAGUGGCACUGAAUGUCUUUUGGAAGCACCUUCCUGCUGAGAGCUAUGAUAAGACUGACACUUACGGAAAUAAAGAUCCCAUGGCGGCCUCCAGAGCUAUACAAAUCUUGGACAAAGCUCUGAAAACACUUGAAGAACUACCUGAGGAAUAUAGAGAUUUUUAUGCUCGGAGAAUGGUGUUACGUAUCCAAGAAAAAGCUUAUAGGAAUGAUUAUGGAUAAAGUAACACAUUGUAAUUCAGCAUGGUCUCUUGCAAGUAGAAAAUUGUAUGUUAGUAUGGAAACUGUCCAUAGGCACAUACACUUUCUGUGAGACCAAUAAAAACUGUCAAUAAA